Molecule: messenger RNA, 1572 nt
Organism: Engraulis encrasicolus (European anchovy)
Lineage: Eukaryota; Metazoa; Chordata; Actinopteri; Clupeiformes; Engraulidae
Exons: 2
Coding region: 346-1572 (408 amino acids)
Source: RefSeq, a predicted model, not a curated record
CUAAAGGGGUUUGUUUUGAGGCUAGGCAAAAUAUUUUAUUUUAUAUCUAUACUUAUUAUUGUUGUCAGAACAAAUGGAAUAUUCAAGUCAGUGGUCAGAACCAAUCAUUGGUAGGAAUGCUCUGAGGAAUGUGACUCAGCCACCUGACUGACAUCAUAAUGAUGAGGUCACAAUGACCACCUUGGUGUCACCAGACAAAAGUUCCAUUUCACACCACUUGUUACCCACUAUUAUUCAAAGACAGCAGCUUUAUUGGUUCUCGUGGAUAGAUUUAUCUAUUUAUGAGCGUAUUAUGUACAUUUUUAUUUAACUUUUUUCCAGUAGUACAGUACAGUACAGUUGGUUAUGGACAGGACUAAUUCGAUGCCGCUUUCUAGGCUAAAAGAGGGCCGAAAUAAGCGCCAGGUGGAAAACCUGAGAAGUGGUGAUGUCCCCCUGAGGCCUGGGCCAAGGGUGCUGCCACCCAUCGGCUCUUCACCCCAGCUCCAGGGAGAUGCCAGCUCAUCCAUCUCGGCGUUAAUUGUGGACGACAACCCUGCGUUGCGAGACCACCUGGUCCCUGGAGACAGAUUGCAUUCUGGGACGUUCAAACCACGGAGUGUCCUGCGACCUCUGGGCAAAAAGAACCUGACAGGUCUUGACCACGCCCACCCACUGAAGCCACUGGUCCACAGGCCCGCCUCCAAGGAUGCUGCUCUCCAUGGAGGCAGCAGCAGCAGCAGCAGCAGCAGCAUCAGUGUCGUUUCCAUGGUGCCAGCUCCACCUACUGUUGCCAAGGCAACCGGUGAGAAGUCCAAGCACGUGAAGGCCAGGCGCUGUAAGAAAGUUUCCUCUGCUGACCCCAGGCCCAUCAGUAGUCGCCCGGACGACAAGAGCAUCAGUAGUGCCGAAAACCACGGCAACGGUUGCCAGGCCAGUCAGGUGAUGCAAGACCAGGAAGUGGAGUCCAUAAUGAAUGCUCUGGACGUUCUGCAGGAGAUCACGCAGGCCAAGACGUGGAUCAGACAGGAGAACACGCGUGCCGAUGAGGAGAGGGGGCUUCUCACUCAGAAGAACAUCAAGUCCUCAGAUGCCAUCGCAAACCAGAUAUUAGACCACUCAGGCAGUGCUGCGGGCACCAAAGUCAAACGCGGGAGGACCCAAAAGCAGCAGCAGCAACAGCAGCAGCAGCAGCACUCCUCCCUGCCGCCACUUGGUACAUCCACACCGUCACACACGUCAGGCAAUCACAAGCACUUUGGACAGUUCGGCGAUAGGCUGCCCUAUGUAAGGAAGACAUCAUCACUCAGUUUGUCCACCUUGGAAGAGUUAACCGAGGAGUCAGACAGAUCUGCGACAGUGAGUGAGGCGGAGGAAGAGAGGAAGUCAAAGGAGAGGAAGAGGAGGAAGAGCAUGAGCGUGAGAUCAGCGAGGCAGCCGAACGAUAAGGAGAGCGAGAACCAGCAGCUGCAUAUUGAGCAGCAGGUCAGGGAGGAGUCAGAGCAGCAGCAGGCUAGACGCGGCUCGACCAGCGUGGCCUACCCAGAGACUCUUCAGCAGGCCCUCAAGCUCCUCAGCACCCAGGACUGGUGA